Dipodomys ordii (Ord's kangaroo rat) is the source of this 594-nucleotide messenger RNA. Its product is annotated as tripartite motif-containing protein 43B-like. The transcript has a single exon. Lineage: Eukaryota; Metazoa; Chordata; Mammalia; Rodentia; Heteromyidae. The coding region runs from base 1 to 594 and encodes 197 amino acids. Gene Ontology annotation, molecular function: zinc ion binding. The record is from RefSeq and is a predicted model, not a curated record.
AUGGAUCCUGACAUUGUCCAGGCCUUCCAGAAGGAACUGAGCUGUGGCAUCUGUAUGAAUACUUUCAUAGAGCCAGUCACCCUAGAGUGCGGGCACAGUUUUUGUCGACCUUGUCUCUUCCUUUGCUGGGAAGAGACUCCAGCCAGGUGCCCAGGAUGCAAGGGACCCGGCCAGCAGACAAACCUGAAAACCAACGUGGUUCUGAGGAGCCUGGUGGCCAUUGCCAGAAGAGCCAGACUCAGGCAGUUCCUGAGCUCUGAGGAAUACAUGUGUGGGACACACAGGGAGACCAAGCAGAUGUUCUGUGAGGUAGACAGGGCCCUGCUCUGUAGGAGCUGCUCCAUGUCUCAGGAGCACAGGGCUCACAAACACUAUCCUAUAGAAAGGGCUGCUGAUGUGCAGAGGAAGAUGAUUUCAAAGCAGAUGCAUGCUGUAUGGGAAAAUACUCAAGAAAACCAGCACAAUUUACAGGAGAAGAGGAGACACAGCAACCAAUGGAUUUAUUAUGUGAACCUCUACCGAGACAAGACUAAGAAUGCUGCAGCUUUUUGUCCAGGAGGAGAAAAGACAUCAUUCCCAGCUACUGAUCAAUGA